GUAGCGGCAUCAAUCGCUGCAGGCGUCCCCUGUAAGCUCGCUGCCCCGCCACAAGCUAGCGCGGCGCUUUGUUUCAUUUCGAGGGAGCUUUCGGGUGUCGCUGACCUUUCGUCACUCCAUACAGUACCUAACUUCUUACCAGCUUGGUGUUGGUUGACGACAUCUACACUCUACAUCAUACACUAUCCAUCUUCCCUGCGAGCUUCGAUCCCCAGCACCCGCGCCGAGUCGACUCCGAGCAAUCCUUGUCCUCGGAAUAUCUGCGACAAAUUAUCAUGAUAGCGGCAUAGCCGAAUCCGCGGCCUCAACCACUGCGCUGGGCAGCAUGCCACUGCCGGAACUCCCCGCCUAUAGGGUCCUCGGCAUCAUCUUCAUCCUCUGGUGGAUGCUGCCGGGCAGCGAGUACCAGAGCCAGUCGAUAGCGUUGUCGGAUCUCGUUGUCUCACGCCUUGAGCACUAUCGCGCAUCCCUCGAUGUGCUGAACACGACGCGCUGGGGAGAUUUUGCUCCCCUGGUGGAGGAGGGCGAUGGCGAUCACGCGAGCCCCAAAUACGUCAACCUGACGGGAUUCCGAGAGAAAGACCACUUGUCGUGGCAGGACCUGGGCCGGUUUCGUGAAAGAGGUCUGCAGCUCAGCCGCCAUGCCAUGCCAGCGGUUGGCGGCGAGCAGCUCUGGGAUGUUGCACAGGGGGAGCCGGUAUGGGCAAAUGCUUCGGGGGUUCUUCUGGGACAGUGGGUGCGACGCCAGGAGACAAUCCCGAGGACAUACGAAAGCUACAAUCUCAGCGAAAGCGUGCCUUCUAUGCAUUGGAUCGGAGAUAAAACUGACUGGGCUCGUAACGUAACCGGCAGUACUGGCAGGAUCCAAGUACGACUGACGGGCAACGAGACGGUGGCCGAAUACGAGCAGCUCUCCACGGCCGAUGCUCCCCUCUCUGGAGGCUUGAUACGCAAUGUUAAGGCCGUGGUGACGUUUGAAGACACAGAGGGAUCAGGACUGAGUUGGGAGAUGGUUCUUUUUGGGGUGCAUUGGCCACGGCAGGGCGUUAUCAUGAUGACGACAACGAGCGAGAAAUUCGAUGGCGUCUUUGGGCUACCGCAUCUGACACCUGGGCCCGACUAUUUCCAGUCCAGCCAGCGGUUUCUGAACGAAUCCCUCGAGCACACUAUAAUUACCAAGGAGAAGAACAUCUAUUCCGACCAGAGCAUACCAUGGAAAUCCAACUUUGAGAGUCCUCUCCACACCCGACAUCCCUCUCCACAUUGCGAAUAUGUCAUGUAUCUUCAAACCCAUCCUCCAAGCAGACAGAGCCUGGGUCUCGGGUCUGCCAUUCCCAAGGGAGAGAACAUGGCAGAGAUGUUGCAAGCCAUCGAGUCAGAGCUGGAAUCUCCACUCGGGGCGCCCAUCAAGCACAUCCCAAAGCUCCAAAUGUCGGCGGUGAUAUAUUCACCUGACUGCGGCCUCUUCAUGGAGUCAAAGGGGCCUCCAGAUUACCCUCGGAGCGAGGCCGACCACCUCCUCGGCGUGAAAUUUGAGGUUCAGAUCAGCAGCAUCAACCAUUGGCUGCUCGCAUACGCGGUGAUGAUGUUUGGCCAGGUCAUCUUGCUCAAGGGCCAAAUGAAGGAGACGUAUACCCCGUCCACUCUUGGAAGAGCCAGCUUUUGGACAAUUAGUAUGAUGCUCAUUGCCGAUGGCAUGACUUUCAGCGCGGCGGCGUCGUGGGUUGCUACGGCUCAGUAUACCUUCUUGCCGACCCUGACGCUCACGUUUGCGUCCUUUAUGUCUAUGACCAUAGGGGGCAGCCUACUGGCUAAGAUUCACGAGGUUCAAACACCACAGCCUCGAGCUCGUCGAGAAGGGCCUCAAGGAACAACCAGUCCAAACAGCGAAUCGGCCAGUACGGCCUCAUCGGCACCGCUAACGCCAAAUCGCACGGGCACGGCAACGGGCCCAAUCCUUCCCGGACCGGUAACAGCAGGGCGUGGCCUCGGCAAUCCGGCCGCUGCUAACGUAGGUGCCGCUGCCAGCAUCGCGGAUGGCGCUUCAGCCGUGCCUGGCGCACUUCCAACUGCUGCGAGGCCGAUUGUACCCCCUACGCAAACUGCGACGUUUCAAUCGCUUAUGGGCCGCUUUGUCCUCGUGGGUGCUCUUGUUAUGUUCAUCAGCGUCUCAUCCAUAGCAUGGUACAUGACGGCGCGCUCAUGGUUCCUCAACAUCUGUGCCUUUGUCUAUCUCUCCAUGUGGAUCCCCCAGAUAUAUCGCAACAUCAUCCGCAAUUGCCGCCGCGCCCUCAAGUGGCAGUUUGUCAUCGGCCAGUCCCUCCUCCGUCUACUUCCACUGGCAUACUUUUGGCUCAAGCCGGACAACUUCCUCCUCACAAGGACCGAACCCCGUGCUUUUGCCCUGCUUGGUCUUUGGGUCUGGCUGCAGAUUUUCGUGCUCGCUACGCAAGAUGCUGUUGGGCCUCGAUUCGGCAUACCUAAGGGAUGGAUGCCCGAUGCGUGGGACUAUCACCCCGUCCUCAGAGAAGACAAUGUCGAGGCCGGGGGCCUACCUAUUGGCCUUAGUGCCGAAGACAGCCCGGGCCGUGAUCGCCGACGCAGUAGCGAGGACAGAGAUAAAGCUCGCCCCGGCGACGGCACCACGCGAGCUAUCGACUGCGCCAUCUGCCGCGAGGUGCUCGAGGUCCCCGUCGUCAAGGCGGGAGAAGAAGACAUGAGCGUGACGGGGGUGUUUUCCAGGAGAAUGUACAUGGUGACCCCUUGCCGCCACAUCUUCCACACCCCUUGUCUGGAGAGCUGGAUGAAGUUCCGGCUGCAAUGCCCGAUAUGCAGGGAGGAUCUGCCGCCCAUUUAGAUCUGGACAAGCGUAAUAACGGUAACCUAUUUAGCACAGCAGCGGAAUGUGAAAUGAUCACAAAAGCGGGAUUGGAUUUUUCAUGACACCAGGGAGAGAAAAAAACCGCCGGUAUAUUAAUACUACUUUAAUCCUCUUUUCGAUAGAAUACCCAGCACUUGUAUAAGAAAAUCUUGUUGCUUCUUAUGUGUAUCAACCUUGAAUCCUGUUGCGUGAGCUCAUAUCUCUGUUUUCAACCUCCAAAACUUGCCAUAUAUGAAAAAGAUGGAUCAAUAAAUAAAUAGCAG
Molecule: messenger RNA, 3144 nt
Organism: Trichoderma harzianum CBS 226.95
Lineage: Eukaryota; Fungi; Ascomycota; Sordariomycetes; Hypocreales; Hypocreaceae
Exons: 1
Coding region: 326-2857 (843 amino acids)
Molecular function (GO): zinc ion binding
Source: RefSeq, a predicted model, not a curated record